Messenger RNA from Biomphalaria glabrata, 1785 nucleotides. RefSeq names its product high mobility group protein HMG-I/HMG-Y-like. The record is from RefSeq and is a predicted model, not a curated record. Gene Ontology annotation, cellular component: nucleus; chromatin. The coding region runs from base 175 to 423 and encodes 82 amino acids. The transcript has 5 exons. NCBI's taxonomy places the organism in Eukaryota, Metazoa, Mollusca, Gastropoda, Planorbidae. Gene Ontology annotation, molecular function: DNA binding. Gene Ontology annotation, biological process: regulation of DNA-templated transcription.
UCUAUACAUGACCGCCCAAGUUAAAAACUUCCGUUACAAACACGCCCCCUUCUCGGGCCAUUCUCCACCUCUUUAUUUCUUUUGCAUUCAUUAUUGUAGAUCGUCGUUGGACUAGAUCUAUCUGAUUAAACCCUCACUCCCAAUAUUCAAAGAGAUUAUUUCCACUAGUACACAAUGACUGAUGAUAAAACUGAAACUAAGGCUGCUGAGAAGAGGAAGAAGAAUGACACCAAAGACACAUCAGAGCAGUCUAGUGAACCUCAGGUGAAAAAAGGAAGAGGUAGACCAAAAGGCAGCAAAAACAAAUCCAAGCCAGCUAAAGCUAAGGUCACCAAGGCUCAGAAGUCUAAGGCAAAAAAAGCAGAGAGUGAGGAGGACAGAACUAAUGAAGAGGACUCCAAAUCAGCAGAAGAGCAAUCCUAAAUCAGAGCCGCCUUGUGUUGAAACAAUCUCCAUGAGAGAUGUGUUUAUGCUUGGGGUUUAAGCCUUUGUCUGUUUCUGUUGACCGAUGAAAUCACUAAGUGGUUGUACUGAUUGUUUGUGUGACCUACAUUCUGUGUUCGUCUCAUCUGUGAGAAAUCUUUUUUUUUUUCUGGUUAAAAUCUUCUUGUAGUCCAUAACUAUACACUCCUAUUUAACGUGUUAUCUCAAGAAAUCCAAAGCUUCUAAGAGGAAAGCCGAGUUACUUAUAGGAUUUUAAAAUCAGCCCCUCCCCUUUUACUAUUGAUGAACAACUCUGUACAAAGUAAAAAAAACUGAUAGAAGGUUUUAGUCCGAUUAAUCUUUUACUUAUUUAGAACGUGAAAUACAGGAUUAAAAGAUUUGUCAAGCUGCAUGCCAAGGGUUAAUUUAUUUUAAUAAGGAUGAAGAGUAAUUGUGAUAUUACAUAUUGCUGGAAAAUUGUAUACUUUUAGAAAUAUUAGCAACAGUUUGUUCAAUCUUAAACUAACAAUAAGUAUAUACAUGUAAAUUAUAUUAAUGGUUCUACAAAAAUUUAACAAACAACGGGUGUGUUUAAAAUUUUAUGAAAAAUUUGAAUAUUUAUAUGACGUUUUUUCCCCACUGUUUAAUUAAUUAGAUCUAAGUUCAUUGUUAAAACUAAAAUUCCUAGUCAUCCUGUCAGGUUUUUUUUUAUUAUACAUUAGUUAUUAUUUUAAACAUCAAUCAAAGCUUAAGACUGCAUCAUUUGAAUUAUUCUUUGAAUAAACUUCACAAGUAAUAAAUUUGUGUAGGAUCCUGCAAUACAUUUUUUUUUGUUUUCAAAGAAAUAAUAGGUAAGGAUGAAUCUCAGUGUUUUCCGAGUACACUAUUUUCAAAGGCAUUUAUUUUGUUUAAAUAUAUAUACUUUUUUUUAUAUAUAUUAAUUUUGUUUUUGGUAUUUAUGGACUUUACAUUCAUAAUACAGUACAGUAGCUUUUACAUUUGUCAUUGUUUGUCUAGGUUUUUAUAUUUCAAACUAGGUUUCUAUGUUGUUGUUUUUCAAACCCAGUCUUUUUACAACUGGUUGCUUUUAGCAGUGGUGAACUGGUGGCUAUUAAUAGACUAGGAUUACACAAUAUCUAUAAGAGAAUUACAAAAUUUUGUUCUAUUUUAGUGUCCAGAUUAUUUUAAUUAGUGUGGGUGAACAUUUAUGUUAUUGUGUCUUUAACUAUUGUAACCGAUCUAACAUUCACUUUAUUUUUCUUGUCUUUAUGUGUGUUUGUUGUUUUUUUUUAAUUUAAUUUUCAAAAAUCCUGUUUGUCAGCAGAGUGUAUAUUUGAAUUAAAGAAUUAUUGUGUCCUUUAA